CCAGAAAGUCAUGUGACCUCCUCCCGCCUUUAAACCGCCUGUAGUCCCCUCCGGAGAGAGAGCGACCCGAGGAGUCACAGCGACAGCCGUCCGAGGAGAAGCUGAGGAUUGUGGGAGUUGCAGACGGUCUUCUUCUUCUUCUUCUUCUUCUUCUUCUUCUUCUUCUCGUCCUCCUGUGGGACGGCAGGAUGUUUGGCUCUGUGCUGCUCUGCUGUCUGUCCUUCAGUCUGCGUCUCUCGUCCUCAUUGGUUCAUGGAAACAUCCAGAUGGACGACGCGCCCUACCUGUCUGACAACGCAGAGAGAAGCCACGCCCCCAGCCCCGUGCACGACCCCGCCCUCUUAGCCCUGGACCCAAUGGAGGAUCGCUUCCUGAUGGACUCAGUGUCCUACGACGAGGACUCCUCGGCCGCCCUGCAGCUGCAGGGUCGGGCCAUGCGCUCGCCGCGGCGCUGCAUCCCCCACCAGCAGUCAUGUCUGGGUUACCCGCUGCCCUGCUGCGACCCCUGUGACACCUGCUACUGCCGCUUCUUCAACGCCAUCUGCUACUGCCGCCGGGUCGGACACGCCUGCCCCCCCCGGCGCACCUGAGACGCACAAACGCGCCUUCGCUUACUUGUUGCAUAUUAUUGUUGCUUUUUGUGUAGUAAACGACUGCUGAGGAAACAA
Messenger RNA from Gasterosteus aculeatus aculeatus (three-spined stickleback), 668 nucleotides. Lineage: Eukaryota; Metazoa; Chordata; Actinopteri; Perciformes; Gasterosteidae. The record is from RefSeq and is a predicted model, not a curated record.